Mesoplodon densirostris (Blainville's beaked whale) is the source of this 1112-nucleotide messenger RNA. It is a transcript of the gene SLC39A2, whose product is annotated as solute carrier family 39 member 2. NCBI's taxonomy places the organism in Eukaryota, Metazoa, Chordata, Mammalia, Artiodactyla, Ziphiidae. Bases 1 to 927 code for a protein of 308 amino acids. The transcript is spliced from 4 exons. Gene Ontology annotation, cellular component: plasma membrane. Gene Ontology annotation, biological process: zinc ion transmembrane transport. Gene Ontology annotation, molecular function: zinc ion transmembrane transporter activity. The record is from RefSeq and is a predicted model, not a curated record.
AUGGAGCCCCUACUAGGAGUAAAAGUUGGCUGCCUGUUUUCCCUGCUGGUUCUCACUCUGGUCUGUGGCCUUUGCCCCAUCUGCUUCAAAUGGUUCCAGACUGCUUCAGCCACAGGUCGUCACCGCCGGGUCCUCAGCCUCCUGAGCUGCACUUCUGCUGGCAUUUUCCUGGGAGCGGGGUUCAUGCACAUGACUGCUGAAGCCUUGGAGGGAAUUGAAUCAGAGAUCCAGAAGUUGGUGAUACAGAACAGCACAAACAGUGAGGGGAAUUCUGAUGAUGCUGAUUCAGCUUACAUGGAGUAUCCCUAUGGAGAGCUCAUCAUCUCCCUGGGCUUCUUCUUUGUCUUCCUUUUGGAGUCCCUGGCAUUGCAGUGCUGUCCUGGGGCUGCUGGAAGAUCAAAAGUGCAGGAGCAAGAAUGGGGUAUGGCUAAUGUCCUUGAACCCCAUAGCCAUGGACCUCUACCCUCACCAUCACGAGGUCCCCUGCGAGCCCUUGUCCUCUUGCUCUCACUCUCCUUUCACUCCGUGUUUGAAGGUCUAGCUGUGGGACUGCAGCCAACAGUCGCAGCUACCGUGCAGCUCUGUCUUGCCAUCCUGGCUCACAAGGGGCUCGUAGUGUUUAGUGUAGGACUGCGGCUGGUGCAGGUAGGCACUGGAUCACGUUGGGCCAUGCUCUCCAUACUGUCGUUAGCUCUCAUGUCCCCCCUGGGCCUAGCCCUAGGGCUGGCUGUGCCUCAGGGAGUCUCUGAAGGGGGGCAAGGCUUGGCCCAGGCUGUGUUAGAAGGCAUGGCAGCUGGCACCUUCCUGUAUGUCACCUUCCUGGAAAUUCUGCCCCGGGAGCUCGCAAGUCCUGAAGCCCCUCUGGCCAAGUGGGGCUGUGUAGCUGCCGGUUUUGCUUUCAUGGCCUUUAUUGCCUUGUGGGCCUGAGAGAUUCCUGACUUUUCUGAUGGAUCUAAGAUGAUCUCCCUCCCCCCAAGAGAUGCCUCCCAAAUGACCUUAGCCUUCUGACAUUUCUCCACUGAGACAAAGUGACAUUCACUAGACAUCAUUCCAUAACCUGGACCCCAGCUUUUCCCUACGCGAGAUGCCAUUUCUCAUGCAGGACUGAGAAA